AUGGAUCUUGACUGGUGCCUCACUUGCUCUCAACACACUUCGGGAACACUUUAUUGCUCAGAUGCUUGCCGUUUGCAAGACAUUUCUUACUCCAACAAGAUAACAUCAUCAUCAUCUUAUUCUUUUUACUCAAAAUCGUUCUCUCAUAACUCGUCUCCGCAUUUCCCGACAUACAAUUAUCGUUCCACGAAAAAAACCAUGGCGUCCUCAUCAAUCACACCUCCACCCACACCUUCACCUACAUCAGCGAUUUCGACAGCGUUAUUUGAUCACUCGGGAAGUAAGGAUAGUUCUUACCAGUCUUCUAAUGAUGAAAAUGUGAUUGCAGCUGCGCAAUAUACAAAGACGCUUCCGUGGGUGAAUCAACGACAACAACAAUCGACUGUGCAAAGAUUGUCCGUAUUUACUUGA
This is a messenger RNA of Funneliformis caledonium, 411 nucleotides long. NCBI's taxonomy places the organism in Eukaryota, Fungi, Glomeromycota, Glomeromycetes, Glomerales, Glomeraceae. The record is from the annotation of a GenBank genome assembly.